CUGUCCAGUGGGCCGAUUAUUGAGCGCGCCCUUGUGAUCGAUCCAUCCACCAUUCUGACAGCAUUCCUUGCCACUGCGGUGAUUUUUGGUUGUUUCACGUUGGCGGCACUUCAUGCACACUCCACGAAAUUUCUCCAUCUUGGAGGAAUAAUCAGUGCUGGCUUCCUAUUCAUUCUGGUCACGGCGAUUUUCUCCAGUUCCCCGUUCAUGCACACCACCUGUCUGUGGAUGGCAUUUGCGAUCAAUUGCGCUCUGGUUCUGUACGAUACACAACUGAUCUGUGAGAAACGCCGCCGUGGUGAUACUGAUUACAUUUGGCAUACCAUUGAACUGUUCAUCGAUUUCAUCAAUCUGUUCCGCUACGUUUUGGUCAUUCUCAGUGACAAAAAGGUUUGGGAAAAUUUCGUUUUUUUGAACUUAAAAUUAAGUAUUCCAUAA
Molecule: messenger RNA, 438 nt
Organism: Gongylonema pulchrum
Lineage: Eukaryota; Metazoa; Nematoda; Chromadorea; Rhabditida; Gongylonematidae
Source: the annotation of a GenBank genome assembly